Neopelma chrysocephalum (saffron-crested tyrant-manakin) is the source of this 747-nucleotide messenger RNA. Its product is annotated as VIP36-like protein. NCBI's taxonomy places the organism in Eukaryota, Metazoa, Chordata, Aves, Passeriformes, Pipridae. The record is from RefSeq and is a predicted model, not a curated record. Gene Ontology annotation, molecular function: D-mannose binding. The transcript has 5 exons. Gene Ontology annotation, biological process: endoplasmic reticulum organization; endoplasmic reticulum to Golgi vesicle-mediated transport; Golgi organization. Gene Ontology annotation, cellular component: Golgi membrane; COPII-coated ER to Golgi transport vesicle; endoplasmic reticulum membrane. The coding region runs from base 29 to 727 and encodes 232 amino acids.
CGGCGCGCGGGGGGGCGGUGGAGGGAAGAUGGCGGCGGUGGGACCGUGGCGGGCCGGGAUGGUCCUGCUGGCCCUGCUGGCCUUGGGGCUCGGCCGGGUCCGGGCCGAGCAGACCGAGGAGCACCUCAAGCGCGAGCACUCGCUGUCCAAGCCCUACCAGGGUGUGGGCUCGGCCGGCUCGGGGCUGUGGGACCUGCUGGGCAACGCCAUGGUCAUGACCCAGUUCAUCCGCCUCACCCCUGACGUGCAGAGCAAGCAAGGAGCCGUGUGGAACCGCGUGCCCUGUUACCUGCGGGAUUGGGAGAUGCAGGUGCACUUCAAAAUCCAUGGACAAGGCAAGAAGAACCUGAACGGGGAUGGCUUUGCCAUCUGGUACACCAAGGACAGGAUGCAGCCGGGACCUGUGUUUGGAAGCAAGGAUAACUUCCUGGGCCUGGGAGUGUUUGUGGACACUUAUCCAAACGAGGAGAAGCAGCAGGAGGCUCAGAAGAGGAGGUACAGCCCGGGAAACCAGGUACUGGCUCCUGCUGUCCCACCUCUCAGGGUUCUGGGGCAAGGAAUUCCCUCCCAAGGGCUCCAGGAAUCCCUGUGGGAGCCGGGAGGGACUGCAUGGAAUGUGUGCUCCAUCCAGGAUCUCUGGGAGCUGAGGCUGAGCCUUGGGGAUGGAGUGGGGUCAUGGUGGUGUCUUGUGGAGCAGAUUUUUUGGGAUGGAGGAGUUUGGGGUUAGGGAUGGAGCAGGGUUGUGAU